Messenger RNA from Protopterus annectens (West African lungfish), 1447 nucleotides. RefSeq lists its product as uncharacterized. Gene Ontology annotation, molecular function: signaling receptor activity. Gene Ontology annotation, biological process: regulation of neuroinflammatory response. Lineage: Eukaryota; Metazoa; Chordata; Ceratodontiformes; Protopteridae. The record is from RefSeq and is a predicted model, not a curated record.
ACAGUCUGUACACAAUAUAACAUCUCUAAUAUAGUUACUUUUCACUUUCACAGGAAGCUACAUGCUGUGAGACAAGCUAAACAGGAGUUCAGUCAGAAACUUACUCCAACCUUCUCUGGGCUAAUCUAUUGUAAACAUGAGGCGGUGACUUGAGGACAUUCGGUUUUUGCUGUUUGUCUUUUACCACAGUAAGUUAAACUGAUAGCCGAGGCAGUGAAGACUUAUGAAUCACAAAGAAUGAAGAGACAGCUUCAUAAUUUACAGUAACACAAACAAAUGGGAUUAAGAAAAUCAGAAAUGAACCUUAUAUGGAUUAUUUUUUUUACCCUCAAGAUGGCUAUGUGGUCAGUGUUUCCUGAAGUGGCAGACUCAUCAAAUGCCAGCAACCUUUCAUAUACUUGCCAACUACCAAAUUCUACAUUUGUUUCCAAUGAAUCGAGUUAUAUAGACUCAUCAAAUGCCAGCAACCUUUCAUAUACUUGCCAACUACCAAAUUCUACAUUUGUUUCCAAUGAAUCGAGUUCUAAAGAUCCUUCCUUUGAAACGUCAGCAACUACAAGUCCAUCUGUUUUCAACAAGCUACAAAAUGAAAAGACUCCAUACAUAAUUCUGGGUUCAGUCAGUGCAAUAUUUCUACUGAGUUUGGUUCUGUUCAUCUUCAUUUACACAAAACAUCUAGAAGUAUUACGAAACUGCUGCAAAUCAAGAAUACCUUCCAGAAUUGUAUCCAUACCCAUGACAACAACAAAUGAUGAUUUGGAGCCAUAUGCCAGUUAUGUCAAUAAGGUGAAUACCAUCUACUCCACGGCAGGUGAAGCCAGAGAGUCAGGGAUUUCUUGACAUACAUUAAUUUUAAAUCAUCUGUCACCAUUUAAACAACAGACUUCAUUCUCCAGCUUGCUAAUUCUCUGUGAUUAAGCAGGUCUGUAGAGAUCUGAAACUUGUAUGAGCCUCUGCUGUCGGCAUAACUACUGCACAGCCAGCCAUAUGCCUGAUGGAUUUCAAGAGUAUAUUUAUUGCACGGAAAGUCAAGUCCCGUGGUGAGGUCAUUAUUUUACAGAUUGUGCUGCAGGAACAGCAUGACAUUGAAAAUGAUGCACAUUCUCGACUCAUUUUUACUUCUCUGUUCCAUGUCUAAAUCAAGAAGAAACCAAUAAAAUAUGAAUAAAAUAAUAAAGUAAUUCUUUAAGAAAUGGUAUGUAUACUGCCAUCAGACUUUUUCAUCACGUACCAAAAUGUACUAUUAUUACACUACACUAUACUUACACCAUCCAGUACAAUUCUCCUGGAUUUACUGCAGAUUUCUACAGGUGCAAAGCCUUGCAUUUUUGACUCUGUGAUCUAUAUUUCUGUAACACGUAGUAGUUCUGCACUAUGUUGUUGUCUUCAUUUUUUGAAUAAUUGUUUGGAUUUCAGAAAAUAAUAAAAUGACCAUUGCUACAGUCUG